AUGGCUGCAACACACCGUGCACCGAAGCAGUGGUGCCUCUCCAAAGUGGAAUCUAUCAAUUCCUUUGAAAACUGGAAGCAAAACCUCAUUUACACUCUUUCUUUGGACAGCAACUUCGCCCCCUUCCUCGCAGAUGGAUUCACAUGGUUAAAAAAGACCAGGGGUCAGCCGCUUCGAGGUCUCCACAACGAUGGCGAAUCAGUGCCAUUAGCUCGUCGCCUGACAGCCCGCCAAAAGGUUAACUUCCUCGAGCUGAUGUUAGGACAGAUCGCCAACUAUUGUCCAAUUAUCUCUCGAAAUACUCUGGUGAAAAACUCUACAUCCCUCGAGUUCAUCUGGCAAACCAUCAGACAGCACUUUGGUUUCCAAGUCACCGGGGCUCAGUUCAUUGACUUUUCCGAAAUACACCUAGCUGCUGAUGAGCGCCCCGAAGAUCUGUACCAGCGCCUCACAGCAUUCGUAGAAGAUUCAUUGCUACGUGCCAACGGCUUAACCCACAAUGGCCAAGCAGUGCAGGAGGAUGAGGAAUUAACCCCUACACUCGAAAACUUUUUGGUCCUCACUUGGUUACGCCUCAUUCACCCCAGUCUCCCACGACUGGUUAAGCAGCGUUAUGGUACAGAGUUGAGAUCCCGUACUCUUGCCUCGAUCAAACCUGAGAUCUCGCAGGCCCUCAAUUCCUUACUCGAGGAAAUCCACACGUCGGAUGAUGCCAGAAUCCUACGUGCUGCUGUUGCAGACGAUUUUCGUCGCCCUCGUCAGAGUAACAGGGGGUGUUCCUAGAGCCCGUCCCAGACAACCCCGCCAAGACAAGGUCUGUCCUCUAUGUAAACAGGCUGGCCGUUCUAUGACAAACCACUUCCUCAGUCAGUGUACCUUCCUCCCCGACAGUGACAGGCGUUUCAUGGUGAAAGCACGACAGAUCGCCGGCAUCCUUGACAAUGACCAAGAAUUUGAGACCAGUCCUGAUUCUGAUUCACCAGACCCUGACACAACAUUGCCAGGCCCGGACAUGGUGGCCUACCGUGUGCAGACCCGCCAGUCCCCUUACAUGGACGUCUUUCAUGAUCAUCGAGUCGUCGCGCGUCCCCCGACAGCGGUGCAACUGGAAAUAUGA
Pocillopora meandrina is the source of this 1117-nucleotide messenger RNA. NCBI's taxonomy places the organism in Eukaryota, Metazoa, Cnidaria, Anthozoa, Scleractinia, Pocilloporidae. The record is from the annotation of a GenBank genome assembly.